Messenger RNA from Spirometra erinaceieuropaei, 1674 nucleotides. The record is from the annotation of a GenBank genome assembly. Lineage: Eukaryota; Metazoa; Platyhelminthes; Cestoda; Diphyllobothriidea; Diphyllobothriidae.
AUGGACAAAACUGACUACGUUAACAAGGCGAAUACAAUCUUCAGUGACACGGAUUCUUACACCAUUCUCACCGAAGACCCAACGAAAAAGCAAGCCGCAGCCAUCAAGAAAAAAAUUAAUGAGCUUGCUCGUCUAAAAGUCAUAGGUCCAGAUGACUCAAAAUUUAUGACCCUCAGUGAUCCCCAUGUCGCACACGCAUACGGUCCCCCGAAGGUUCACAAAAUUGGUGCCCCACUGAGGAUUAUAGUACCGCUCAUCGGAUCCCCUACCUACAAUUUAGCCAAGUGGCUGUACAAGCAUCUGAAGCCGCUAACUCACGGAUCUCGCUACAGCAUUAACAGCUCCCACGAAUUCCUCAACCGGAUUGACGGCCUCAAUGUAAGCACUGAUGAAUGCUUCUUGUCUUUUGACGUCGUUGCCUUAUUUUCUUCUAUACCGCACGACUUGGCAAUUGACUGCGUAGCCCAACAGCUACAAAACAAUCCUAUUGGUAUCCCAGCGCACCACGUUAUAGAACUGCUCCAACUGUGCCUUAAGAACUAUUGUAAGUUCGACAAGAAGUACUACCAACAGGUGAAGGGAAGUCUAAUGGGCUCCCCAAUAUCCGGUCUACUCGCCGAACUAGUGCUACAGCGACUAGAACAUGAGGUUUUUCAAACUCUCAACCCCAAAAUGUGGCUCCGCUAUGUAGACGACACCUUUGUCGUAACAAAGAACCGCGACGUCGAAAGGCUACAUCGGAGGCUGAAUGAAGUCUUUCCGGCCAUACAAUUUACCCGCGAAGAGGCAGUAGGAGACAGUCUGUCGUUUCUGGACGUGAAAAUACAAAGGCUGGAUGACGGUAACCUCGCAACCAGCGUCCAUAGAAAAGGGUCUGAUUCUGAGAUGAUCCUCAAUUAUGGAAGCAAUCACCCUGCGGCUCACAAAAGAAGUUGCGUCCGAACCCUCUUCCACCGGGCCUACCGGUAUUGCAGCAAUGAAGAUCUGCUGAAAAAUGAACUAGGCUUUCUAUAUCGGCUAUUUCGAUCUAACGGAUACCCAGUCAGUUUCGUGAAGAACUGCCUCAGACGUCAGGCACAACCUCGAGACCCCUCCACAGAUGGAGAAACCGUGACGCGGAAAUUCUUCUCCCUGCCCUAUAUGCAGGGGACCUCAGAAAUGAUCGCCCGUCAGUUAAGUCAGUUCGGUAUUCGCGUUUCCCACAAGCCUGCAUCCUCGCUGCGCACAGUCUUAACUCGAGUAAAGGAUUCUAUCCCCAAAGAGGAACAGACUAACGUCAUUUAUCGCAUCCCGUGUGCCAAUUGUCCCUGCGUAUAUGUUGGUCAUACAGGACGACGCCUGGGAACUCGUAUUAAUGAGCACAAACUAGCUGUCCGUCGCCGUGAUCCACUGUCCCUCGUCUUUGCACACGCACUCCAGUGCGACCACCGUUUUAAUUGGGAUAACACCGAGGUCAUCGCCACGGCCAACACAAAACGGGCGAGAGAAUUCCUAGAGGCAUGGCACUCUAACGCGGAUAGCAUCAACCGCCAUGUUGACCUAGACGUCCAUUAUGAGGGCCUAAGAUCACGCCUCACUAAGCCGAGCCCCACGCCGCAUCAGCAGCCGCUAAUCCAGGCGCCCGCAGUUCUGCCAACCUACCAUUCUCCCUCCCCUCCAACACGGGAGCCGUAA